AAGUGACUGUCCGUGUGUGCUAUAACGUCACCGGCGGACGCUCCUUAUUUGGUCAAGCUUUACACACGGUCACACGGUUAAAGCUGGCUUACCGAUGGGAAUUCGAGAAGUAGCACAGACGGUGAGCGUGUCCCACAGUGAGGAAGUAAAAUGGACUUCUCUUUCUGCUACAUCUUAUUUUAUCUUUACUUACACUGCACCUCUGCUUCAGAUAACACUUUUCCACAAGCACAGAAUAUCACAUGGAAAUCUGUUAACUUUAAAACUAUCCUUUCUUGGGUGCCGAAACCAUCGUCCCAUUACGCCUACACGGUGGAGUUCUCAGUACUUGGUGGGAACAAAGAGAGAAACCCUCACUGUAUCCGUUCAUCUGCAAACCUGUGUGAUUUGUCAAGCUCAAUGACUGACCUGAAUGCCUGCUAUACAGCAGACGUCCUGUCAGAGCCGCCAAUGGGGGUCACCUCUGACCUCAUUGAGUUCCCCUACACCAGCUCACCACAGUUCUGUCCCUACAAAGACACGGAGAUAGGCCGACCAGAUUUCAAGCUGAAAAUGAGUCAGGAUAAAAAGACGACCACACUUUAUGUGACGGACCCACUCACUGCUGUAUUCAAAGACGAUCAGCAGCUAACUAUCAGAGAUGUCUUCUCUGACCAGCUGCAGUAUAAGGUCACUUACCGAAAGAACAAAAGCACUGGCAAGAAAGUACACUUCUCACAAACCAACAUAAUAGAGAUGACUGACCUUGACAGAGGAGUGAGCUACUGUUUUAAUGUUCAGGCCUUCUUCCCGAGUCGCAGUAUUGAAAAGCAGCUAGGGGAGUUAAGCCACACUCAAUGCUCUGAUGACAACAACCAAUCAAUCUUUGAAGUUUAUUCAAUUACUGUGAUUGCUGCUGCCAUCUUCUUUGUACUGCUGUUGCUCGGCAUCAUCGUUGCAGUAAUCGUCGUAUGCUGCAAGUGCAGAAGAAAGGCUCUUAAAAAGGAAAAAGAAGAAAUGCCACUACAGGGUGUUUAGUAGUGUUUUUUUUUUAAACUGUAAGUACAAAACGUAACUACUAUACUAUAGUUUUCUAUUCGCAAAUGCAGCUCAUAAUACCUACUUGCCCCCAAUUUGCCCCUGCCAGGUGCCAAAGACUUGUUACCAGGCCCAUUAGAAAAAAAAUUGCGGUUAGUCAAAUAGUGUUCAUACGUAAAUGCUGUACUCAUUAGGCUAUUUUUGUAGAAACAAGCCAAUAAUUUACAGCCAUUUUAUCAACACAACAUAAAAAUCUAUAAUCAAAUGUGAGUUUCUAGAUCAGGGGUCACCAACUGAGAGCUACUUCAAGGGCACUCAGUAAUUACAAAGAGCUACUUGUCUGAUACAGACUUCCAGAACAAUGUAAUAAUAAUUAGUUCUGAGGCAACAGUAGACAGUCUUCUUACCAAUGUCACUGAACCCAUUUGAAUAUCAUUCAAAAAGCACAGUAAUAGUAAAAUGUUUGACCCUCUUGUUGACUAGUUUUAUUUUAAGAAAAUACCCUCCGGGCACCUUAGGCGGUCCAUGGGGGCUACCAGGUGCCCCCUCACCUCGGUGAUGGGUUAAAAGCAGAGGCUCAAUUUCAUUAUAUCCCUUUGUUACAAGUUACAAGACUAUAAUAAUAAAAUCUAUUUAUUCUUGCUGUUUUGUAGCAAGAAUAACCUUAAGCAAUAAUAAGUAACCUAUUAGUGCUACAUAUGCUAUAUAUAAACACAAAAACCAUGUGUUUUUAGAGGUACGUCUGAAGUGAGCUGACGCCUGCAUGGGCUGUAGCUUUGCUUUUCUAUUGUAGUUAACACUGGAUUCAGCUCUGUUUUUGUUUCUAUGAAACUUGCUCUGAACAUGUUGAACAGUUAUAUUUUAGGAAUCAUUUGGUAUUGAAAUGGGAAAGUACCUUAAGGAUGUCAAUGUUAAAUGUCAGUGAUCAUGUUUUAUACGGUGUUAUGCUCAUAUUAUUGUUUUUGGUUUAAUUACUUUAGAAAAUACUAUCUCUUGGCUUUAUUUAUUAUAUUAUAAUGUACUUUGUAACUUGAACUAACUGUUAGCAUAGGAACAAGUGAAAGCAGCACUUUUGGGGAGAAUAUAUGUGUAUAUUGAUUUUUGUUUCUGUUGUAUAACUUAUUGUGUCUGAUUGAAAUUAACAUGUAUAUAUUGCUUUUCUACCUUUCUUUUAUUGCCCAGGAUUCUUUUCUAAAUAAAUAUUUCGAAUGACACAUAAA
Cynoglossus semilaevis (tongue sole) is the source of this 2237-nucleotide messenger RNA. It is a transcript of the gene f3a, whose product is annotated as coagulation factor III, tissue factor a. Gene Ontology annotation, cellular component: plasma membrane. Gene Ontology annotation, molecular function: protein binding; cytokine receptor activity. The record is from RefSeq and is a predicted model, not a curated record. The coding region runs from base 151 to 1017 and encodes 288 amino acids. NCBI's taxonomy places the organism in Eukaryota, Metazoa, Chordata, Actinopteri, Pleuronectiformes, Cynoglossidae. Gene Ontology annotation, biological process: blood coagulation; cytokine-mediated signaling pathway. The transcript is spliced from 6 exons.